Pezoporus flaviventris is the source of this 4470-nucleotide messenger RNA. It is a transcript of the gene TDRD12, whose product is annotated as tudor domain containing 12. Gene Ontology annotation, molecular function: ATP binding; metal ion binding; nucleic acid binding. The coding region runs from base 29 to 3733 and encodes 1234 amino acids. Gene Ontology annotation, biological process: germ-line stem cell division; transposable element silencing. The record is from RefSeq and is a predicted model, not a curated record. Lineage: Eukaryota; Metazoa; Chordata; Aves; Psittaciformes; Psittacidae. The transcript is spliced from 30 exons.
AGCGUGGAGAAAAACUCAUCUGAAAAACAUGGAAGUCUUUGCAUUAAAGGUUGAAGAUCCAGGUUGCUUUUGGGUUACUAUGAAAGAAUGUGGGCCUUUCGUAGUUGAUGAAGUGGCAUAUAAAAAACUGAAUGAUGAAAUUAAUCAGUUCUAUGACAAAUCUUACAAAGAUGCACAUGAAGUAAAGCCAGUAAUGGUGGAAGAAGGCCAGGUUUGUGUGGUUUUCAGUGAGGAGCUCAGAUGUUGGUGUAGAGCAGUUAUUAAGUCGGUCAUGUACUGUACAGAUAAUUAUCAAAUGGAAUGUUUCCUUGUGGAUUAUGCAAAAUACAUUUUUGUUAAAUCAAAGGACAUUCAAGUUGCUAUGGAACCAUUUAUGCAGCUCCCAUAUAGAGCAAAAAAGUGUAGACUGUAUCGCACAAGGCCAGUGACAUUGCGUAUUGACUUGUGUGAAGAGACUGCAAAAAUAGUACCAGCCAAACGAUGGGAUAGUGCUGCUACAUGGUAUUUUCAGAACCUUCUCAAAGCUUCUACCCAUAUGACAGCCAAGUUGUGUGCCAUAGAAGAUAACACAUUUGAUGUUUUCCUUUAUGUGACGAUAAAAGAUGAAAAGGUAUGUGUUAAUGAUGAUCUUGUCUCGAAGAACUUUGCUCGUUUUGAGGAAGCUGAAGAGAAUACAGGGAGUUCUGCAGAUUAUCAGGAGAAUCAAACCUCAUUAAAUGCUGAGAGUCUUCCAUUGAAAAUUGUUAGUCCUGCACUUGCUUUCAGGCCAGUGCUGUUUCAGAAGAAGAUACCAGCAAAUCUUGGAACAGGUCUUCCUGUUUCCAGUUCCUCCCUUGAAGACGCACACCAAAGGUUAAGCGCAGAUCCAGAUUUAAAUACUGUGCCGGUUGUCAAAGAAGUUCCAGAUUUGCCUUUCAAGGAAAAUACGGAAGUCCACACAGACAAGCUUCAGCAGUGCUUAAAUUCUGAUCUUCCGAAGACAAACAUAGUAGAAGAUGACCAACAGAGUUCUAAAAAUCUUAGUGAAGAAAGAAACUUAGUCUUUCUUAGCAACAAAAUCGAGCCAUCAUCAAGUCUGGAAACAGCACCACUCUUUCAUGAGCUCAAAAAGGAACUUACUCGGAAACAGUUCUUAGGCCCUAACUUCACAGAAUCUUACUGUUGGCCUUCAGUAGCUCGAGGAUGUGAUGUAGUUGCUAUCUCGUAUCAGGGAAAUGAUCCUUUCAUAUAUGUUCCACCACUACUUACUUUACUGCAGUUGGAAGGUUGCUACAAAGCCUUUACAAACAAGAGUGGACCACUAGCACUUAUUUUAUGUCCUGGGUGGAAGAAGGCACAACUUGUUUUUGAGCUGCUGAAAACAUACGAGAGAUGCUCCAGACAGUUUCAUCCGAUGUUGAUAAUACUUGGGCAGAACAAAGCAGCAGCUAGCAGUGUGAAAAUACAAGGCUGUGAAGUAAUAGUGACUACACCGUAUAGCUUCCUGAGACUGUUUGAACAUCACAAUUUGUUUUGUCGACUUUGCCAUCUUGUUCUUGAUGAGAUGGAGGUGCUCUUUUCUGAUGCUGCUGAACAGGUUUUUACCAUAUUAGAUUGUUACAAGAAAGCCACUGCUAGUGAAGAGUGGGAGUAUUCACCCCAUCAGAUCAUUGCUGUUGGAACUCAUUGGAAUAAACACAUAGCACACUUGAUAAAGGAGUUCAUGAAUGAUCCUUAUGUUGUGAUAACAGCAAUGGAAGAAGCUUCCAUCUAUGGGAAUGUGCAACAGGUUGUGCAGCCUUGUGUGAACAGUGAGAGAAUUUCUGUGUUACUCAAAAUACUGGAUUUUACCCACAAUAAUCCUCAGAAGGUGCUGGUAUUCACUAAUUCAGUAAAUGAAGUAGAUGCAAUUCAUGAGGCACUGAAGAGCAACUCAAUAUUUUCCUUGAAAAUACAUAAAGAGAGCAAUUCCAAGUAUGUCUUAGAGCAGUGGACAGAAAAGUAUAAUUCUGGCAGUCCUGUUCUGCUAGUCUCAACAGAUGACUGCAUGCAGUCUUUGGGAAUUACAGAUGCAACUUGUGUGAUACAUUUCAGUUUUCCUUCUUCAAGAAUCUUUGGUCAGCGUCUACACAGCAUGUCUGACAACUUCUCUAAUGAUUCCUCUGCAGAUCAGGAACAUACAAAGGCAAGGUCAGUCAUUUUACUCACAGAAAACAGUGACUGUCAUGCACUUGGGAUCCUGCGCUUUUUGCAGCAUGCAGAAGCUGAAAUUCCACCAGAACUGCAUGAUUUUACUGCCAAGAUGCUAGAAGCUGAAGAAGAUAAGAAAUCUUCAAGGCCACUGUGUGCCUAUCUUAAAACAUUUGGGAUUUGCAAGAAUAGAACAGCUUGUCCAGAUCGUCAUCAAAUUAAUAUGCAAAUGGAUAUACCCCAGAAUAUACCUGAUAAAAUUCUACAGGCACCUGGAUGUGUGACAAUACUGCCUCUCCACAUUGUAAGUGCAACAAAUUACUUUGGUCGAAUAGUAGAUAAGGAAAAAGACCAAUACACAAUUCUUGCCAAAGAAAUUAAUGAGUAUUUUGAGAACCCAAGUAACAGAAUUUCUGUUAAAGAGGUGAAGGCACUAGCAUUGUAUGGAUUAUGUGAGAAAAGACUUUUUCACAGGGUUCAGGUGUUAGAGAUAUAUCCACAAGAAGAGGAAAAUCUGUUCUUCAGUGUCAAAAUUAAAUAUAUAGAUGAAGGCAGAGCAAGUCAAGGUCUGAGCUGUCAGCUGCUUCAUUUGCCUGCAAGGUUUCAGUGCCUGCCACCUCAGGCUGUGGAAUUUGUAGUUUGUAGAGUGAAACCCAUUGAUAAAGAAACUGAAUGGAACCCAGAGGUAACUCAUUACAUAAAUCACAAAAUCAAAGGAAAACUGCAUGAAGCAAAAAUAGUACAUACCUUGGGAAAUACAGCUUGGAUUGACCAAAUGGUUCGCAUAACCAGGCUGUCAGAGUUGAAGAUAACAGCCAAUGAAUACAAUGUUCGGUCUGAGAUUUUGUCUACAGGUUUGGGAACUGACAAUCCAGAACAUAUAACGCAACUUCAGAAGUUGUGUGGGCACCUGAAAUUACUAGAUCACACAGAGAACUUAGACUCUUUAAGCAUAAAGGAGGAUACAGCUGAUCCAGAGAACACGUCCAAUGCAGAAAACAUGUCCAAUCCACAGAACAUGUCAGCACAAGAAAACUCUACAGAAAACUGUAGUUCUUCUAAGAUUACUUUCAGGACUCACUCAGGUGGUGGUGUACGUCAAAGUAAGGAUGUAGAAGACACUACACUGCAUCAGCGCCAAUGUUUUCAUCCACAAAUAAAGUGGUUUCAAAAUGAAGAGACGGUUACAGUGAAAGUAGAAAUAGCAAGCACAGCUGACCAUAAAUGUGAGUUCUCUAAAGAGAAGGUGAUUUUCAGUGCUUGUUCAGGAGACAAAUUUUAUUUGGCUGACAUGGAGCUGCAUCAGCGUAUACUUGCAGAAAAGUCUACAUGUGUGAUAAAGGAUAAAGAGGUUGUUAUUAUUCUUGUGAAAGAGCAAAAAGGAUCAUGGUGCAAAUUACUGAAGAAUAAGAAUAAUCAUGUGUCUCUUGAUUUUGAACACUGGGAAGAUUGUGAAGAUGACAGCCCUUUUCCAGGUGGUACUAAAAAAGUGUAUUGCACUGGUGCAGUAUCAGAAGAUUUGGUUGACUCCUCAGAAGUCAGUGGAACAGAAAGUGAUGACUAAUUUGGAUACAGUUUUUUUUCCUGUGAUAAGAAUUAUUCUUCAAAACAGUUGCUUGCAUGAAUAUUUCCAGUAAAAUUGAUAAAAAUAAAUGCAUAAGUUGCAGAACUGUCCUUCAUUUUAGGAGGAAACUAGUGAAUAAACUAGCCUCUGGGCUCUGAGAACCUAAAGAAGUACUCCUUAGAAGAACAUUACAUAUGUGUUCUGGUGCCUUCACUUUAAAAUCGUUGGCUUUAAUGUAAGUGUGCUGUCUAAACAGUAAAAUCUAAAGAAUUGGUUGAAUUUAUUAGGAAUUAAAUUUACUUGGGUUGAAUUUAUUAGUAAUUACAGAGCUUCUGGUUUACUUUGAGUGAAUUUGCUGUGUUAGCUGUAGUUAGUAAUUUGCCAAAGUUUUCAAAGUUUUUAAAAUUUGAGUAUGUCAGUUAUUUCUACUAUAUUCAUACUAUUCAUAUGUAUCAGCUUGUUGGCAAUCAUCACAUUUGUCAGUUCCGCAUGAAGAAAUUACACUGCAAUUCCAGCAGCAGUUUUUGUUACUUCAUUGGAUAUAUGUUGACUUGGUAUCAAAGAUUGUACAGUGCGGUUUGCUAUAGUAACUGCUGCAAAGCUUCUGUGACAGUAAAUUUAGUAUUUGUUUGACAUUUUGAUUUCUUACGAAUGCUCUUACUUUUUUCCCUCUGAAUUUAUCUGAAAGUCGUUUCUACUAUGCGAAUGAACAAUAAAAUCUUGUCUGUUUAGCCUAA